This is a messenger RNA of Oryzias latipes (Japanese medaka), 1978 nucleotides long. Its product is annotated as WD repeat, SAM and U-box domain-containing protein 1. The record is from RefSeq and is a predicted model, not a curated record. Gene Ontology annotation, molecular function: protein binding; ubiquitin-protein transferase activity. NCBI's taxonomy places the organism in Eukaryota, Metazoa, Chordata, Actinopteri, Beloniformes, Adrianichthyidae. Gene Ontology annotation, biological process: protein ubiquitination.
AUUUGUGCAUUAAAAUAUAAUAAAUUCUCUUUAAAAAAAAUCAUUCAAAAAUAUAUUUAACAUUUAUUUAUCAUUGUUAUUAGAGCCCAGGCUUAGCUUUUCUGUGUAAUUGAUAAUUGAACAUAACUCAGUGGAAACAUGAUCAAAGUCCACAUUAAGGGCAGUAACGGGGUCACGUGACAGAUAACAGGCCUUAUGAAGGCAGGAAGUAAACAGUGCAUUUCAAGCAGUGGGUCUGCGCUUCGUCAUGGUGUCUCUCCUCCACACCCUGCGGGACCACACGGACGAGGUCCGGUGCUGCUCGUUCUCCCCGUCCCUGCUGGCGACGGGCUCCGGAGACAAGAGCCUCCGCGUCUACAGCGCCUCCACCGGCUUCACGGAGCUGCCGUUCUCCCCGCUGACGGCGCACGGCUACGGGGUUCACUGCUGCUGCUUCAGCUCCUGCGGCGGGUACCUGCUCAGCUGCUCCACGGACGGCCUCGCGCUGCUGUGGAGCGCGGACACGGGCGAGCUGCUGGCCACGCUGGAGCAUCCGAGCCGCAGCCCGCUCCGGGUGUGCGCCCUGUCGCCGGACUCCUCCCGGAUGCUGGCCGGGGCCUGUGACGGCACCGUGGCGCAGUGGGACUUCCGGUCCAGGAAGCUGCUCAGUUGCAGUGCGGUGAGUGAGGCCAGUGUUGUGGCCUGCUGCUUCUCCCCCUGUGGGCAGAUGUUUGUGAGCGGCUGCACCAACGGAGACCUGAAGCUCUGGGAUCUGCAGGCCAGUCUGCUGAACUCUCAGAAGGACGCCCAUGACCUGGGAGUGACCUGCUGCACCUUUGCACCCCAGUUCACUAUUGAAGAAUGCGCUUUGGAGUUUCGACUGGCGUCCUGUGGACAGGACAGCCGCCUGAAAAUCUGGAUUGUUGCUCAGGAUGAAAGAGACGCCUGGACGAUGAAGCUGCUUCAUUCUCUCGCUGCUCAGUCGGCUCCCGUCCUGUCCUGUGCUUUCUCUCCGGAUGGAGAGCUGCUCGUCUCUGGCUCCGUGGACAAAUCUGUGACAAUAUACAAUGCAAACCUGGGAACCCUGCUUCACACUUUAAAACAACACGACAGAUACGUGACAGCUGUGGCUGUGUCUCCUCACCAGGCCGUGAUUGCCACUGGCUCCAUGGACAGAAGUGUGAAUGUGUGGAGAAUGGGGGGAGAACUCGGAGAAACAGAGGCUGAGGCGCAGCAGGCGUCAUGUCAAGGAAGGAAGUUGCCGGUUCACUGCAGGCUGCUGCUCGCUGAUUGGACAGAGGAGGACGUGCAGAACUGGCUGUGCGAGGAAGGACUGGAGAAGCUGGUCGACGUCUUUAAAGCCAACAACAUAGACGGAGAGGAGCUCAGCCGGCUGAGCAAGGAAACGGUUACGGAGCUGGGAAUCGGUGAGGAGGAAAAAUGGAGGCGCUCUCAUUCCAGUCCAGAGUCUGUGGGUCUUCGUGGUCGUCUCUUGAGGAGGGUCAACGCCCUGAAGGCAGAGCAGAACGGCUCCGAAGCCCCGGAUCACUUCCUGUGUCCGAUCACCAGAGAGCUGAUGAAGGAUCCGGUCAUUGCUGCAGAUGGGUUCUCCUAUGAGCGCGAGUCCAUAGAGAGCUGGAUCCGAGGAAAGCACAAAACCAGUCCCAUGACAAACCUGCCCCUCAGGACCACGCUCCUCACCCCCAACAGAUCCCUGAAGAUGGCAAUCACACACUGGAAGUCAGACCAUUAGACGAGAGCUCAUCGUUGCCAUUGGGAACCAAAUGAUCAAUUGUUGUUCUUGAAAAUGCUACUCCGUCUCAUCUCAUAAAAUUAUGAGCAUUUCAGGCCCAGUUGGCCUUAUAAAUACUGCUUUUAUUUUGAAAAAUGUAUAAUGCAAGGCACAUUGCUGCAAAGUUUAAGAUGUUUUAAAAGCACUAAUUCUAACAUCCAAACUACUUACAUUGUGUGAAAUAAAGUUUUAUUUAAAACUUUGAAA